AAAAGCUGGAAGUGUUUUCCAUUUCAUCAAAGAACAUAUAUUACUUUAGCGGUUCGGUAAUAAAAAAAAAAAAUUGUUGGUUUUCUGCCCACCCCCCUUUCAAUCUGCCCGUGUCUGAGGUGCUGGGGACGACGCACAAUCGUGAGCAGCUUACGACACUCAGUGAGCAGUAGGCGCCGGUGCAAGCUCGCCCCGCUGCACACUGCCUGCCGGGCGGAGGGAAGGAGCGGGGCGCCUCUCGCUGCUGCUCCCCACAGCAUGAACGAGCCGGCUCUCCGCAUCUGCCCGGGGCGCGAAUGGCAGGCGGUCUCCGUGGAGGAAAAGGUGGCGCCGCCGGUCACUGGUUUUUUCCAAUGACGGACAUUAACCAGACUGUCAAAUCCUGGGGAGUCGUGAGCCCCGAGUUUUUUGGAGUGUUGUUGUGUGUGGUGUUUUUUUUUUUUUUUUCCACCCCACCACGUCACAGUCCGAACUGCAGAGGAAGAGGACGGAGGCAGGAAGGCGAAGCCCGGGCUCCGGCACGUAGUUGGGGAAACUUGCGGGUCCUAGAAGUCGCCUCCCAACCUCGCCCCGCCGCCCUUGCAGCCCGGAGCCGAGCAGCAAAGUGAGACAUUGUGCGGGUGCCAGAUCCGCCGGCCGCGGACCCGGGCUGCCGCGGGAACACAGAGGGUCUUCUCUCGCCCUGCAUAUAAUUAGCCUGCACACAAAGGGAGCAACUGAAUGGAGGUUGUCACUCUCUGGAAAAGGGUGGAUUUCUGACCGAGCGCUUUCAAUGGACAUUCUCCAAUCUCUCUGGAAAGAUUCUCGCUAAUGGAUUUCCUGCUGCUCGGUCUCUGUCUAUACUGGCUGCUGAGGAGGCCCUCGGGGGUGGUCUUGUGUCUACUGGGGGCCUGCUUUCAGAUGCUGCCCGCCGCCCCCAGCGGGUGUCCGCAGCUGUGCCGGUGCGAGGGGCGGCUGCUGUACUGCGAGGCGCUCAACCUCACCGAGGCGCCCCACAACCUGUCCGGCUUGCUGGGCUUGUCCCUGCGCUACAACAGCCUCUCGGAGCUGCGCGCCGGCCAGUUCACGGGGUUAAUGCAGCUCACGUGGCUCUAUCUGGAUCACAAUCACAUCUGCUCGGUGCAAGGGGACGCCUUUCAGAAACUGCGCCGAGUUAAGGAACUCACGCUGAGUUCCAACCAGAUCACCCAACUGGCCAACACCACCUUCCGGCCCAUGCCCAACCUGCGCAGCGUGGAUCUCUCCUACAACAAACUGCAGGCGCUCGCGCCCGACCUCUUCCACGGCCUGCGGAAGCUCACCACGCUGCACAUGCGAUCCAACGCCAUCCAGUUCGUGCCCGUGCGCAUCUUCCAGGACUGCCGCAGCCUCAAGUUUCUCGACAUAGGAUACAAUCAGCUCAAGAGCCUGGCGCGCAACUCCUUCGCUGGCUUGUUCAAGCUCACCGAGCUACACCUGGAGCACAACGACUUAGUCAAGGUGAACUUCGCCCACUUCCCGCGUCUCAUCUCCCUGCACUCGCUCUGUCUGAGGAGGAAUAAGGUGGCCAUUGUGGUCAGCUCCCUGGACUGGGUUUGGAACCUGGAAAAAAUGGACCUGUCCGGCAACGAGAUCGAGUACAUGGAGCCCCAUGUGUUCGAGACCGUGCCGCACCUGCAGUCCUUGCAGCUGGACUCCAACCGCCUCACCUACGUCGAGCCUCGGAUCCUCAACUCCUGGAAGUCCCUGACGAGCAUCACCCUGACCGGGAACCUGUGGGACUGCGGGCGCAACGUGUGUGCCCUCGCCUCCUGGCUCAACAACUUCCAGGGGCGCUAUGACGGCAACUUGCAGUGCGCCAGCCCCGAGUACGCCCAGGGCGAGGACGUCCUGGACGCCGUGUAUGCUUUCCACCUGUGCGAGGACGGGGCCGAACCCACCAGCGGCCACCUCCUCUCGGCUGUCACCAACCGCAGUGACCUGGGAGGCCCGGACAGCUCCACCACCCCGCUCCUGGACGGCGGGGAGGGGCUGCGCGAGGGCACCCUGGAGCCCGCCACGGUGGCUCUGCCCGGCGCUGAGCACGCGGAGAACGCCGUGCAGAUCCACAAAGUGGUCACGGGCACCAUGGCCCUCAUCUUCUCCUUCCUCAUCGUGGUCCUGGUGCUCUACGUGUCCUGGAAGUGUUUCCCAGCCAGCCUCAGGCAGCUCAGACAGUGCUUUGUCACGCAGCGCAGGAAGCAAAAGCAGAAACAGACCAUGCAUCAGAUGGCUGCCAUGUCGGCCCAGGAAUACUACGUUGAUUACAAACCCAACCACAUUGAGGGAGCCCUGGUGAUCAUCAACGAGUAUGGCUCGUGUACCUGCCACCAGCAGCCCGCGAGAGAAUGCGAGGUGUGAUUGUCCCCAGUGGCUCCCCAACCCAUGCGCUACCAAAUACGCCUGGGCAGCCGGGCGGGCCGGCGGGCACCAGGCUGGAAUCUCCUUGUCUGUGCUCUGAUUUGCUCCUUGACUGAAACUGUACGGGGAUCUCUCCCAGAGACUUGACAUUUUAGCUUUACGUGUCUUAAAAACAAAACAAAAACAAAAACGAAGUAAAACACAACAAAAAACCCACCCCACAACCUUCAGGACAGUCUAUCUUAAAUUUCAUAUGACAACUCCUUUCUCCCUUUGAAGAUCUGUCCAUAUUCAGGAAUCUGAGAGUGUAAAAAGGUACCAAUCAUUGAUUUUUUUUUGUUUUGUAAACUAAAACGUUUAAAAUAAAAUAGCAUUUACAGUU
Molecule: messenger RNA, 2761 nt
Organism: Perognathus longimembris pacificus (Pacific pocket mouse)
Lineage: Eukaryota; Metazoa; Chordata; Mammalia; Rodentia; Heteromyidae
Gene: Lrrtm1
Product: leucine rich repeat transmembrane neuronal 1
Exons: 3
Coding region: 811-2379 (522 amino acids)
Molecular function (GO): protein binding
Source: RefSeq, a predicted model, not a curated record